AUGGCGGUGGCAGCGUGGCGGACUGGAAUGACCAGGCUGAAUCGAACAAGAGAUUUCGCUCCGUUGCGUCUGGAGCGAUGGAAGUCUGCGGACGAUACGAAGAAUUCGCUCCGUGGUGUCCGAAGCGAUGGAACUCUCUGGAUGCCAUGGAGACUUCGCUCAUUGGCGUCCGGAGCAAUUGAAGUCACCGGACACCAUGCCUUCCGGAGUGAUGGAAGGCAAAUGAGAAGUAAUGUAGCCUUUCUUGUAUAUGUUGAUGAAAUUGCAAGUAACAUGAUUAGUUGUUACUUGAAUCACUCUGGCCGUCACGGCGACUUUACUUUGUGGCGCCCGGAGACUUCACUGUACAUGUACAUAUACAAAGAGGAUACGGUAGCAGAUGAUAAUGUUUCUUAUAAUUUUCAUACUUGCAAAAACAAAACCCAGAACAACCUCUUCACCAGCACAAUCGACACUGAUAUUCAGGUGAAUCUCAUGGAUGGCAAUAAUUGGAGGGCGAACUCGGGUCAGGCGCAGGUCCCAGGUCAGGUCAUGGGUGGUGAAGUUCCAGCAGCUCCGGGUAUGGAUGCCGGCGAUUGGAGGACUCAGCUACCAGCCGAUUCCAGGCAGAGGAUUGUAAACAAGAUAAUGGAGACCUUGAAGAGACAUCUUCCUUUCUCUGGACAAGAGGGACUUCAGGAACUCAAGAAAAUAGCUGUAAGAUUUGAGGAAAAAACUUAUACUGGUGCAACAAGUCAGUCGGAUUACUUGAGAAAGAUAUCUUUGAAGAUGCUGACAAUGGAGACAAAAUCACAGAACCCCAUGGCAAAUUCUCUUCAGUCCAGUGCUCCAAGUAAUAGUAAAAAUCCACAAGACCCAGCUUCACAAAGCAUGCAAUCCCAAAUGCCAAAUCAGGGACAGCCAUUAUCUAUUCCAAUGGUGCCUAAUCAAUCUCAAGUGCGACAACAGCUGUUAUCCCAAAGUAUUCAGAAUAAUAUGCCAUCAACAGGAGUGCCAAAUUCUGCUAGUUUGACACCUGCACUUCCCCCUGUUGGUGGCGUGUCUCAGGCUACCAUGCCUAAUGUUGUUGGUCAGAAUCCCAACAUGCAGAACUUACAAAACAUAUCUAAUGUAGCUCCAAAUGUAAUGGGAAAUUCCAUGGGGCAAGGGGUGCCUUCCAAUAUGUUUGUCAAUACCCAGAGAUCAAUUCAAGGAAGGCAACAACCGGCUGUGCCCCAAGAGCAACAACAGCAGUCCCAGAAUUCACAGCAAUAUCUUUACAAUCAGCAAUUGCAACAACACCGUAUGAAGCAAAAGUUCCAGCAGGGAAAUAUCUCACAAUCCCUUAUGCAGUCUCAGAUCCAGCAACAGCAGCAGCAGCAGCAGCAGCAGCAACAUAAUUUAUUGCAACCAACUCAGAUCCAAUCCUCCCAGCAGGCUGUUAUGCAACCUUCUUUGAGGCAGCAGGCCACUUCAUCUAGUCUUCAGCAAAAUCAGCAGUCAUCUAUUCAUCAAUCAACUCAACCUAUACUUCAGCAACAAUCGCAAUCACUCCUCAGGCAACAACAGUCUCAACAGUCUUCCCUCAUUCAUCAGCAACAAACAUCGAUGUCACAGCACUCAAUACUACCUACACAACAGCAACAACAACUUAGUGGGCAGCAGCCAAAUGCUACAAGCAUGCAACAGAAUCAGCUAAUCGGGCAACAAAAUAACAUUCUUGAUGCGCAGCAUCAGCAACAGCAUCAACAAAGGAUGGUGAGCCAGCAGAAUAAUCAUUCCAACCUGCAACAGCAGCAGACAAUUGGUCAGCAAAACCUUCCUAACAUACAUCAACAGCAGUCCAUAGCUCAGCAGAAUAGUCUCCCAAACGUGCAUCAGCAGCAGUUAGGCCCUCAAACUAAUGUUUCUGGGUUCCAGCAGCAGCAAAUGGUUGGAAUUCAACCUGGUAAUUCUGGCCUGCAGAAUAAUCAGCAAUCUGUUCAUAUGGUACAGCAAUCUAAGGUAGCAGUACAGCAACAAAUGCAGCAGAAUAUGGCAAACUUGUUGCCUACCCAAGCUCAACAGUCACAGUUUCAGCCACCACAGCAGCAGAUGAUGUCACAGAUCCAAUCACAACCAGGUCAAAUGCAACACCAAUUGGGUUUGCAACAGCAGGCUAAUUCGUUACAAAAAGACAUGCACCAAAGGAUUCAAACAUCUGGUCCCUUGCUUCAACAACACGUUUCACUUGAUCAACAAAAGCAACUGGUGCAGUCUCAAAGACCCAUUGCAGAGGCGUCAUUAUGUGAGUUUUUGAUGUUCAAAUUUUACAGUAUUUAUUCUUUGUUGCUUGACUUGAAUUUCCUUUCUCUUAUUAUGAGUUCUGAAGUAUGCCUUUAA
This is a messenger RNA of Fraxinus pennsylvanica, 2361 nucleotides long. The record is from the annotation of a GenBank genome assembly. Lineage: Eukaryota; Viridiplantae; Streptophyta; Magnoliopsida; Lamiales; Oleaceae.